CUAGGAAAUAAAAAUUUAAUUGUGUUUUGAGAGCGAAAAAAAUGGAAAAUAUUCUCAUGAGAAAUAUUCCCAUUUCUCACGAAGCAAUCAUGAAGCAUAAAUCUUUCAUGAAUGACGGAUCAUAGUAAAAAACAUAUGUUUCAAGUGUGUGAAAAUGAGUGAAGUAGAAAUGAAGAAAAAGAAGUAUGCGUGAAGAGUGAAUGAAAAAAGGACGCCAUAUCGCAAUUUCAAUCAAUUUACCGUGAUUUGUGCUAGUUGUACGCGAAAAAACUCCCCGGGAAGGCAAUCAUUUUCCCCUUGGAGCUACCCUCCAAUUGAGUGCUAGACUUGGGAAUUUUUUUUUUGCGUGGCACGACGAUUGAUGUACUCUUAGCCGCGCUCCGGCGGGACGCUUGUCAAUUUUGUGUGGGGUGAAGUGAGCUCCGAGUUACCGCCACCCGUUUGGGGCCCCGCAUCCGCGAAAUAUGGCGUGUAGUGCAUUCAAGUGGAGGAAGGUGCUCAAUUCAACGGGGCCCCAGCCACGCCCAAGGCAUGGACACCGUGCUGUUGCCAUCAAGGAGCUCAUGGUUGUAUUUGGGGGCGGGAAUGAAGGGAUUGUGGAUGAAUUACAUGUUUAUAAUACCGUAACAAAUCAAUGGUAUGUGCCAGCAACAAAGGGUGAUGUACCACCUGGCUGUGCAGCUUACGGUUUUGUAGUGGAUGGAACGAAAAUCCUUGUUUUUGGUGGAAUGGUGGAGUAUGGAAAGUACUCCAAUGAUCUGUAUGAGUUACAAGCAACAAAAUGGGAAUGGCGCAAAUUGAAACCAUCACCGCCAGAUAAGGGAAUUGUCGGUCCAUGCCCGCGUCUUGGGCAUAGUUUCACACUUGUUGGUGAUCGUGUGUUCUUAUUUGGGGGUCUUGCCAAUGAGAGUGAUGACCCAAAGAACAACAUUCCCAAAUAUCUCAAUGAUCUGUAUGUGCUCAAUAUCCGUACGGAACCAAUGACAUGGGAAGUACCCCAAACAAUUGGGGAACGACCACCACCACGGGAAUCCCACACAUGUGUCCUAUAUACGGAUAAAUCACGUAGGAAUUUUCUCGUAAUCUACGGCGGUAUGAGUGGUUGUCGUCUCGGUGAUCUAUGGCUCCUCGAUACGGAUUCAAUGACCUGGAGUAGACCCACAACAGCUGGGAAUCCCCCAUUGCCACGCUCUCUGCAUACAAGCACCCUUAUUGGCCAUAGAAUGUUUAUCUUUGGUGGUUGGGUACCAUUUAUUCCGGAUGAAGGAAAGGUUGUGGCGGAAAAGGAAUGGAAGUGCACAAAUACGCUUGCAUGCUUAAAUCUCGAAUCCAUGACGUGGGAAGAAUUGUCCAUUGAUAUGGGAGUUGAAAAUAUCCCGCGUGCUCGUGCUGGACACAGUGCUGUUGGUAUUCAGAGUCGACUGUACGUGUGGUCUGGACGUGAUGGGUAUCGUAAAUCCUGGAACAACCAGGUCAGGGUUUGCUGCAAAGAUUUGUGGUACUUGGAAGUUGAAGUUCCACCACCGGCUACACGUGUAGCCCUCAUUAGGGCAUCGACAAAGAGUUUAGAAAUGUGUUGGGGUGCCGUACCAACGGCACAGUGCUACCUUUUGGAAAUUCAAAAAAUUGAUCAAGCCCCCAAAAGUCCAGCACAAGCACAACCACCACCUGCUUUGGCCAUUUCCCCGCCAAAAUUGCAACCUACACCCCCACGAAAACCACCGGAGAAUAUUCAGGGGCAACCUGUACGUGUCGUAGCACCCGUUGGUGUAAGAUUACCAACACAACAGCAAAUUAUAAGGAAACCCACCCCCGUGGCGGCAGCAUCAAUUACGGGGAAGCAAAUAAUUAUUCAGAAACCAACAGUAGCUGGUGGUAGUAGUACGAUACAACCACAAAUUUCUCAAGGUACCGUUGCGGGGGCUAAAGCACAAAUUGUCAAGCUUGUCAAAACGAGUCAAGGAAUGGCCGUUCAGACACUCCCAAAAAUGACCGUUGUAAGUGGAGCGAGUGUUAUUAGUGGCAACAGUGCAACAACAAAAACCCCAAUAAUGGGAAAUGUUGUAAAAAUUGUAUCAUCAAUGGAUAAAUUUGUCCUGAAGAAUGCAACACCCCUAACAGCAUCAGCUGGAAAGAUUCUCAUUGCAAAUCAACAACAAUCAGCUAUACGGCCUAAUCAGCAGAUUAUUGUUGUUAGUAGUAGCACAGGUGCGCGUCAAUUGCAAGUUACACCAGCUAUGCCUGUUACUAUACCCGCAACUGGAGUGUCACCAGCAACAAGUGCAACAGCAUCGGGUAUUUCAACACCUACUGGCAAAGUUCUACCACAGCGACCAAUUACAAUUACCAUGCAGAAUACAAAGACACCCGGACAGGUGAUCCACGUACCACCAAAGGCACUCCAAUUGGCCGGGGGGAAAGCCAUUACGGUACAAUUGCCAAAAACAAUGACAAUAGUCCAACCAUCGGGAAGUUCUGGACAAUCAGAACGUAUUGUUAUGCUACCGAAGGCAGUAGCACGACCCCCUGAGGAUCCGGAUACAUCAAAAGUUGAACAAUUGGAUGGCGCAUGGGAUGAAUUGGUGAAGUUUGUGGGACGCGAAGGACAUCCACCUAGGAUAGGUUUAAUGGGUGGAGCACCACCUGAUGAGCAACAACAGGAUAUCUUUCAGCAGGAAGACGCCAAUGAGACAGAUGUAGCUGAUGUGGUGGAAUCUCAAGAUAUUUCAAAGGAUGUCGUCGAAGAAAUGGGUAAGGAGGUAUUUAGUGAUAUUCCCGGAAGGAAUGAUGUGGAAGCUGCAAGUGUACUCACAUCAAUUAAAAGUGGAGAUUUGGGAGCAUCAUCAAUUAAUUUGGAUGAAGGUUCAAUCGGAGGUUCCUCAUUGAAUGAUAUAAAAACAUAUGUGGUGUAUAAACAACCACAAGAGGUGACAAAAGCUCAGCAGAGCAAUGAAGGAGAAGAAGCGAUCAAUGAACGCACAACAUUGGAUGCUCUAGCUUCUGCAGCUGUUCAACACUCAAAUCGACAACAAGCAAGCAUUGUAGCGAGUACUAGAGUAACUAAUCAGACGCCCAAUCAGAAGUCAAAUGAUGAACCAUCUGAGAAUCCAUGGUGUACCGUUGGUAUCUUUCGCGGUGUUACACAUACAGUGACGGGUUUUAUAAAUCCCGAAGAGUGGAAUAGUUCAAUGGCACCGGGUCUCACAUCGGAUUCCCUUCCGGAUCUCGAUAAAUUGAUACGUGUACCCCUUGAACAGGGGACAGCGUACAAGUUUCGUGUUUCGGCCAUAAAUGGUUGCGGACGCGGUGAUUGGGGUAAAGUUUCGUCAUUCAAAACUUGCCUACCUGGCUUCCCGGGUGCCCCAUCUACCAUAAAAAUAAGUAAAUUAACUGAUGGGGCACACCUUUCGUGGGAAGCACCCCCAACAACUGAAGGCGGUAUCCUUGAGUACUCCGUUUACUUGGCCGUAAAAUCCGUGGCGGCAAAAGAGACCGAUACAUCGGCACAACUUGCCUUUGUACGUGUCUACUGUGGCCCAAAUAGCCAAUGUACCGUCCCCAAUAGUUCUUUCCUUCUCGCCCAUGUGGACUACACCAGCAAGCCCGCCAUCAUCUUCCGUAUUGCGGCACGCAAUGAAAAAGGCUACGGACCUGCGACACAAGUUAGAUGGCUUCAAGAUCCUCAAGUGGCUAAGAUGAUGCAGUCAACAUCAAAGAGAGGUGGCACCGAGCGGACUCCCUACCAGACGGCCCCUAAGCGUGCCAAAGGUGCUCCGCAGCUCAAAAGCAUUGAAUCGUGAUGCAAUAAUGCGACAUCACAUCAACUGAAUGAAACUUAAUUUAAAAAAAAAAUUGAAUUGUCUCUUAAUAAAAAGAAUCGAGUGAAAAAAAAAACAAGCGCAACUCAUUAGAUGAAAUAAAUAUUGUCCCAUGUUUAUAUUUAAGAAAACAUUAAUUUCUUCUUUGAGACAAUUUUUCUUUUCAAUUAUUUCUUGAGUUUACAAAAAAAAGCAAGAUAUCCUUGUAAAUAUUUUGUCAUGUAAAGAAACGUUCACGUAUAAUGAAAUUUGUGUAGUAAAAAAAGAAAGAAAGAUUCUUUGAAUGCCUACCAAACGAUGUUAGAAUAAAAAAAAAAAUCCUCAUCCCAUUUUAUCUCACAAAAUCAAUCAUUAUAAAAUAUCACAUAAAUGAACAAAAAAAAUUGUUUUUAAUGAGAUUUUUUUUUUUAAAUUUUAUUUGUAGGUAUUUCAUUAAAUUAAUAAAAAAAAAGAAAAGACUAA
This is a messenger RNA of Lutzomyia longipalpis, 4280 nucleotides long. It is a transcript of the gene Hcf, whose product is annotated as host cell factor 2. Gene Ontology annotation, biological process: chromatin remodeling; regulation of DNA-templated transcription. NCBI's taxonomy places the organism in Eukaryota, Metazoa, Arthropoda, Insecta, Diptera, Psychodidae. Bases 465 to 3800 code for a protein of 1111 amino acids. The transcript is spliced from 10 exons. Gene Ontology annotation, molecular function: transcription coactivator activity; protein binding. Gene Ontology annotation, cellular component: histone methyltransferase complex. The record is from RefSeq and is a predicted model, not a curated record.